CUAGUAAUUUUUGUACUUCAAAUUUAAAUAGCCAACAGGAUUUUGAAUUUCAACCAAUUAAGAAAUACGGUGAAAUGUGCAUCCAGAAUGCUAGAGUGCCAUCAGAGUACCGUUAGACCGCGCUCAAAAGUGAAGGAUGCGAUGGAGGCAACUAAACUCCGAGGCCACAAGCGAUCCGUGCUGUGCUGUGAAUCAUCCCGAACUAAUCCCCAUCUGAUAGCUUCCUCCAGCGAGGAUGGGAGUGUUCGCAUCUUUGAUUUACGGUGCAAGGAAAGUGCAUCUGCUAUUGAUCUUGGCAGUGAACCAGUUGCUUCUGUUUGCUUCAAGCCAGGAAAUGAUGAUAUACUGUAUGCAGCAUCUGGUAAUUCAGUAAAUUGCUUGGAUCUGCGAAUGGCGGCUUCAAAUCAGCAAUUGCAGAAGUACACAUUUAAUACAGAGGAUAUAAACCAGAUUACUUUGAAUAGUAAGUCAUGUUAUCUGUUAGCUGCAGAUGACAGUGGAGAAAUAAAGGUUAUUGACAUUCAUCAACAUUGUGUCUAUAAAACACUGAGGGCUGUACACACAAAUAUUUGCAGCUGUGUGCAGUUUCAUCCAAGGAAGCCAUGGGAAGUUAUCUCUGGGGGACUUGAUUCAAAAAUUUUGACAUGGGACUUCUCAAGAGGAAGGGUACGCAAGAUGAUAGAUCUGGGGGCAGCCGUUUCAAGUAAUGCAGAUAGUGACACAAGCACAAAUCAAAUUUGUAAUCCUCCAUUUGUUCAUGCUUUAGCAGUUCCUGAAGGAUUUCUGCAAAGAGGGGAUAAUCAAGUUGUUGCUGUGGCAAGAGGAGAUGGGGCUAUUGAAAUUAUUGACCUUGAAUAUGAAACACAUAUGGGAGUUUCAAAAAAUAAAAAGUCACAACAUGCUAGCAAAGGCUCUCAGGGUAAAUUGGCAAAAAAUGUAAAUGCGAAAGAAAGCAAUACAACAGAAGAGACAGAAAAACAAAUGAGGAUCAAAUUACAUGUUGGUCUGGGAGGUCACACAGCUGCUGCUUCUUGUGUGGCAUUCUCAAAGUUUGGUGAGGCUGGAAAGCUCAUUAUUUCUGGAAGCAAUGAUGCAUCUAUAAAGGUAUGGAAUUGGACUAGUAAAAUAGAAACCAUUGAAACGUGCAGCAGAGAUGAAGGUCCCUUGAGCUACACUAUCAGCAACAAAAGAAAAGUAAAUUGGCUGUGCACAACUUCACACAGUUCGGAAAAUCUCAUUGUCUGUGACACUUCCCGAGUUAUUAAGGCAUACAGUAUUCUAUGAUGUGGCCCCUGUUUGAUUGAUUUUGCCUUCUAGGAUAACGGAAGGUUUGGCUGUCGUGAAAAAUUGUCCGUUGGUAUCCAUAAGAACACCUUAUGCAUUAUAGGCAUUUGCAUAUAAAUAACAUCCUAUUAAAGCGUGAAUUUGUUAUAAACCAAAAUUUCACAUGUAAUGGACAUGGAGGUGUCUUCUUCAAUUCUAUAUAUACUAGCAUAUGGAUAAAAUAUCAUUCUUAUAGAAAUACAAUUUAAGUAAAUUAAAAUUA
Molecule: messenger RNA, 1546 nt
Organism: Cryptomeria japonica (Japanese cedar)
Lineage: Eukaryota; Viridiplantae; Streptophyta; Pinopsida; Cupressales; Cupressaceae
Exons: 12
Coding region: 88-1284 (398 amino acids)
Molecular function (GO): protein binding
Source: RefSeq, a predicted model, not a curated record